GAUACUGUGCCACUUCCGCUUCAUAACUUGGUGAAUGGCGGCGAAUGUUGCUCGGCUUGCUCGUCUGACCUUGUUUUCCGGUCCCAAUUGCUCUCUCUGUGAUGUAAGGUAUCAGUUCGUAGCUACUGGCUAUGGCGCUCAUGAACCUUCCACAGACGGCCAAGGCAGAGCUUGCCAAAGUGCAUCAACGACGACCAUUCCAACUCGAGACGAUCAAUAUCCAGGACAAGGGCCAGGAGAAGUGGAAGCGCAAAUAUGUGUAUUGGAUCCCGGCCCUGCACAUCGAAGGCAAAGAAGUCGCGAAAGGACGUUGGGACGCUCAAGUUGUGAACGAAGCUCUAGACGAAUGGGAGAAGGAUCAGGGUUCAGCGGGCACGAACAAGGCUAUGGGAUAGACAACCCUAUUCCUGAUAUUUUGCCCGUUUAUGUUGAUGUUGAGCCUCGUUAUGGCCUUGAUGCAGUCGUUUUUCCUCCCUCGUAUGACUCUUACGGCACAGCACUUGGGGCAUACGAAGAUGACACGAACGAUCGACGCUCCCGGCGUUGCUUCAAUUGUGGCUCUCUCGAUCACGCAGUCUCAGAAUGUCCUACACCUCGCAACCCAGGUCUUAUAUCAUUGUCGAGGCAGUACUACGAGUUCUACAAGGACGACAACGGUUUAUCUAGCCAUCGCUUGCACGAAGUUGAAGACUGGCGACGACAACGCAUCGAAUGGCUGGAAACCUUUGAACCUGGUCAGGUCAAGGGCGAACUACUUCGAGACGCGCUUGGUCUACAAGAGGGAGAUACCGGAGAGCACGUUGAGUGGCUGCGUAACAUGGCCGUUUGGGGAUAUCCUAAAGGUUGGGUCGGGUCCGUAGACCCUCGCCUACGCGUAUGGAAACGCAUCAUGCGCGAAGAUGACGACGCAGAUGCUCAGUCAGAGGUGCCAGAAGAAAUAACAAUAUUUGGUGAGGAGGGCGAGGAAGAGGAUGUUCUCCUUCCUCCAGAUACCCUCAUGCGUCCGAACUUUUCAUCCUUUGACGAAGGCGAAGCUUCUUCUAGUACUCUCUCUGAUAACCAUUCAUUAUCGGAGGAUUGUGCAAUCGAAGAUGAGAGUUCGCGAUCACCUACACACCGCUGGGUCACCUAUCCUGACACGUAUUUCUCUUCGUCUCGACUACCGAUAUACAAUGGUCUAUCGUUACCACCAAUAGGUGUAUCUAUGCCCUUCCCGCCUCGUCCAAACUUCCCAUACCCUCUUCCAGGAGUUCCCAGACUCCAACCAUACGAGCGUCCUUCAUCAUGGCAUGUUCAUGGUAGGUUUGUUCCUCCGCCACCUUUGCCGCCACCCUCGUCACCGCCCCCAUUACCUCCUGGUACGCCUCCACCUCCACCUCCACCUUCUUUUACUCGUCCACAUUUGCCUCCUCUGCCUCCCUUAGACCUUCGUUCGCAUGGUUCUCGUGAUGACCCCAUAUAUAUCUUGGAUGAUUCGGACAUGGAGUUUUCAGAUUCUGAAUAGAUACCUUGUAUAGUAUUCAUAAUAUCCUAUACGCUCAACUACUCGUCUAUGCGUCGCCGUGUCUCAGACUCACAUGGUGAC
Messenger RNA from Somion occarium, 1585 nucleotides. The record is from the annotation of a GenBank genome assembly. NCBI's taxonomy places the organism in Eukaryota, Fungi, Basidiomycota, Agaricomycetes, Polyporales, Cerrenaceae.